This is a messenger RNA of Trichophyton rubrum CBS 118892, 3980 nucleotides long. RefSeq lists its product as uncharacterized. The transcript is spliced from 10 exons. Gene Ontology annotation, cellular component: nucleus. Gene Ontology annotation, biological process: meiotic recombination checkpoint signaling; synaptonemal complex assembly. Bases 1187 to 3529 code for a protein of 780 amino acids. NCBI's taxonomy places the organism in Eukaryota, Fungi, Ascomycota, Eurotiomycetes, Onygenales, Arthrodermataceae. The record is from RefSeq and is a predicted model, not a curated record.
AAUUUGAUUCAUUAGAUAAGAUUAGAGUGUCCCCCAAGGGCAAAGCCGAGCAUAGCAAAAAGGGGGAUGAGACGAGACACUCCAGCGGCUCUCUCCCUCCCAGCUCGUCACUCUCUCCGGGCUGCGCCGGCGUACAACUAACUGCGUCCGUCUCUCCCACCAGAGGCGUGGCAAGACAUCUUCGGGGUGAUGUCUGUUGUGGGUUUUGCCUUGCUUCACGUGCAGCAGUAAAAGCUGCUAUUUUCCCACAGCAGCACGGAGCAGAGAGGAAAAAGGAAGGAGGAGGACCAAUCACUGGAGAGUCGAUGGCCUCUCCUGCAUGAUGAAUGAUAACUCCGGAACAAGCCUGAUGUUUUCUUCUCCCAACAGUCCAAUCCGGUCAUCACCUCAGGCAUAACUAGUCACAGACCGCUGCUGUUGAGCUUUUAGUUCUUUGUUUUUAUUUUCUUCUCGUCUUGGUUUGUUUUUCAAAAGCGCAAGGCCGUCGAUUAUGAUAAGCCGUGUUGACAACAAUUGGAGGCUGCAGGUUGCUUACACGUCGACCUCAACUUCCAUGCAAGUGGAGACGACCUUUUGCGUCAUGUACUCAUGCUGAACAGUCUCCAUUUCUUUGCUGCAAGAUAAUUGCUUGCCUUGACAAGUUUUGGACCGCAUCAGGUAUCAACAAAGUCUCAACAUUAGUCCGCACAUUGUGGGUGAUACCCUCCUGCCUUCCAAGUGGCUUGAACUUCACUGGCCCUAGCGGCUGUAAAUAUUCAAUGCAUUCGAAAUUGAGUUAUGCCUCUGCAUUUGUCUUCAGUAUAUCAAGCAUGGUCGAACAUGUUUGGCGUGUUCUUCGAUUAGGAUAUACCCUGGAACUAGCGUUUGCUCCUCCAGCGGCGUUCCAUUUUCAUGAACAGCGAUACCCUAUGCAGUUUAUUAUCAAUCUUCGUGGCCUCAAUAGAUACCUCGAUAAUGUCUGCUAUAUUAUUUGUUGUAUCAUAUAUCUUCAUGAAACUGCCCUCGAUUACACUGUAUGAGGCUGAUUUCUGAGGUUGAAGUAGAAUUUGCCGCAUCGGGAAUUCACAUGACAUGGCCCGAUUGGGAUAUCCCCUACUUAACUUCAACGCGUAGCUUCAAGUUCUUUUCCUUUUGAUUGAAACCUCGAUGAAGGAGCAUAAUCACCAGCUUAAGUCUUGAAGCAAUCAUGGCACAGGCAGUCUGUACGCGGCCGGCUCGACAAACUGCGGCAGCAGCUGCCACAACGGCGUCCGUGGCUUCGGUAACUGCUCAGAGAAAUGCACGGGGCCAACACGCUGCUAACGGCCCGGUUGCCAAAACUAUCUCAAAGCCACUAUCGCUAUGUCAACCCCAGUCUCUAAUGCAGAAGCAAAGUCUUGCGUUUGCUCAGAUUAUGCUACACGCUUCAUUCGGAACGCUGUUCUACCUUAGAGAAUUCUUGCCUUUAUCCUGUUUCGGGGAGCGAGACCUUCUCAACCUAAAGCGGCCGGACUCAAACAUCUCCUAUGGUGACUUUGUUGAUGGUUGCUCUGGUCCAGAAGCUGAGGCUGGAAAACGUGGGCAGCCGUUAAAGAUAAUUUUACGGGGCCGCAACCCAAAGGCUGACAGUGUUUUGAACCUGCUUGAACAUGGGAUUUUUGACGCUCUAGAAAAGAAUGUCCUUGAAGCAGUCCAACUUACGGUAUUCGUCGAUAAGGAAAACCCCUCACACGUUCUAGAAACCUAUACGUUUUCCUUUAACUACACAGACGGAGGCGUCAAUGAACUCAAAAAGGGGCUGGAGGCAGUGUCUCUUGAGACAAACGUGCUAACGACGGAAAUCAAAACAUUUCGAACCGCAAAGCAAGGCCUGGAGAUGAUAAUCCGGCGGCUUAUAACUCUGAGCACUUUUCUCCCUAUUCUACCCAACAAACGUUUUCUGGAGAUUCAUCUUUUUUAUACUCAAAACUGCCCACAGCAGUACGAACCUCGUGGAUUUAAACCCACAACCCACGAUCAGAUAUUAUACCCUAGAGAUGACAACUGGAGAAAAGAAACACAAUUGUGUGGUAUAAUGGAUUCUGGCUGCCACAGAGUUGGGCUUAAAGUUACUUCCCUUAAAUGUACCCGUGAGGAUGCAGAUGAUGAGGAAGCAGGGACACGACAGAUUCCAGAUACCCUUAAAUAUUCGGAGAAAGUAGAUCGGGAGAGUGAAGUUGGGUUAGAAUGUGAGGAGCCUUCUUCCCAGGCCAUGACCCAGAACUCCGACGAAAGGAGCUCACAGGAAUCAAUACAAGUUCCGGAAUCAACGCAAACGAGGCAAGAUGCCAUUACGAAGGGAAUGUUACAGAAAAUGCUUGAGGUGCCACCUCCAGACAGUGAAUUAAUACCAACCCAGGCGGAUUCCUACUCUAAUCCCUCAAAGACAACCUCGGGUGCUAAACCGUGCCUGAGCCAGGCACAGACAUCAAAAAUCAAGCAGGGAAUCAAUCUUUCACAAGCUACUCAUAUUGCUGGUGACAAGGAUCCGCAAAAUGGCAGGGGCCAGGUUAAUUGUCAAUGCGGCUGGCCCGAGCCAGAGCCAGAUAUGCUUGAAUGCGAUUUCUGUCAUACCAGGCAGCAUUUGACGUGCUAUGGAUUUCUACACCCCAAUGACGAGAAGAUUCCCGUCACACAUGCGUGUUAUACAUGCCUUUUAGGAUCGGAUGAAAGUAAAGUCUUCAGACAAAUCGAAACACUAGUGUUGCUCCGACAGGCCCUCAAAAUAAUAAUCGAAGAUGGCUAUCCACUUCGCGUCAAAGAGUUUGCACAAAGGCUGCACUGUAGUGGAAAUGAAGUUGUACAGAUUACAGACUUACUUAGAAAGAACGGCUUUCUUGAGCCAACUCCAGGUUCAAAACGGAGGGGAUUUGCAGAAAAGGGUCUACCGAGGUUCCGAGUUCCAGAUUCAGAGAAUAUCAGGCAUCGCCUGAGGAAUGAGAUCUUCAACCCUUUGGCCAAAAUCUCACACCACUACAUGAUACCAUCCACUCAAGACCCUCAACAGAAUGGUGCCCGUCCUAUUGCGGUUCCCACUACCGCCCAGAUUUCGAGUACGAAGCCAGGAAAUAUGUUAAGUAGCCACACUAACCCUCCGCACAAAAGAGCGGCGAAUGUCCAGAUCAUUCCAAAUUCGGAACCUAUUAUUAUUAGCGAAGACGAGGAUGACAGCAUUGCCAUGCCUCAUGCAGCCACAAGUGUGGCGCCUUCGAAGUGCCAGCGCAUAUUGCCUAUGGGAAAUGGGGGCCGGACCGAGCGUGACAAUGCUGCGACUACCAGCCCUCCUUCGUCUCCUCCGCAUUCCCAAUACUCACUUGCAUCCCGUGCCCAAGAGGAGCUAAGAAGAGGCCUGAGAUAUGGCGGUGGAAGGACCCGGCCUCUGGUUGACGCCGACUCGCAGGUUGCAUCUGUGAAUCAGCCUGCAAAACAACAGCCAUUGAAACGGCGUAAACUUAGCAAUGCGGCCCAUCCCAUUGACAUCGGCGACUCUGCCGCAGAAGAGAGUGGUUGAGUAUUGAGGCGAAUGCUGAAUUUAUUGCAUGCUAACGCAGUCAGCUGCCUUUCUUCUCGUGUUCUCCCUGCGCGCGUCAUCUUAUCAUCUAUCUUCCCCCUCGUCCAUCUACGGAGUGCUCCGUACUCCGCACAUUUACCUGAUACAUAUUUACCUGAGCCCAUAUCCAUUUGUCCGAGUGACGCCGAUGGGUGUCUUAUCAAUUUACCCGAUCUGCUUAAUAUGCCGUUAUACGGAGUACCUUUUAGCUACAUCCAUCCCCCUUUGACCCUAUUUAGCAGUGCGAGAAUCGAAAUUUCCUAUGUGCCGGACGUGAGGUAACUAUAUUUAUAUCUGGGCCACGAGACAGCAUCUAGAACAAGACAUAUAUCACAACGCUGAUCUGCUGUCUAUUGAACUCUCGCUUGGCCGAUCUCCCUUUCCGUCGAAACACCUCUUGAGCCCCAAUUCG